CCUAAAGACAAGUCUGACUGGUCUUGGGUAGGUACGGAAGUUCUCAAGGUCGAGGAUAUCACUCCUCUUCAUCGACGACGGGCCGCGGGGUUAGAAGGGGCCACCCAAUGUCCUAUACGAUGGCAACAUGACACAUCCGAGAUUGUCAAGCCUAUCGAGAUAACGAACGGAGAGAAGUGCACUCCGGCUAGAUGUAGAGGUAAAGUCAAAUGCUACAACCAUCUCGGUGCUGAAGAAGUUUUUGAAGAGAAAACGAAAGAUAGAUUACUACGAGAGUCUUUGCCGGACAAUAUGGAGAUCAGAGAUGGCCCUGCUGGUCUACGAAACCUAGGAGCGACUUGUUACGCCAACGCCUUUUUACAGGUGUGGUACUACGACAUACCUUUUAGACGUGCCGUUUAUGCCAGCGUCACUGAAGAGGAUACAACCACACCCUUAUAUCACUUAGCCCAAGUUUUCGCUUCGUUACAACUCUCUAAACGACCCUACAUUGAUCCUUCUCCAUUGGUAGAGGUACUUCAGCUGGACAAAGCCGAUCAACAAGAUGCGGCAGAGUUUGCUAAAUUAUUCAUGGAACUCAUCACCCCGGAUGUCCAAAUACAUCCUCAAAGCAAACUGAGAUCACUCAUCUCAGAUCAGUACGAAGGUAUAAUGGAAUAUGUGACAACUUGCGAAUGCGGUUACCAAUCUCGCAGACCGAGUACAUUCCGUGAACUUGAACUUUCCUUGAAGAGUAAAAGUACCUUGGACGAACAUAUCAAAACAUUCCUACGUCCUGAAUUAUUAAAUGGUCAAAAUCAAUAUUCAUGUCCUAUUUGUAAACGACUCAGAGACGCAACUCGGAAAACGGAGUUGGUCAAACUUCCCCCGGUGUUACAGAUCACUCUGAUGAGAUUCAUAUUUGAUUACAAGACUGAAUCGCGGAAGAAAAGCAAUGUGCCUAUCGAGUAUUCAACUUCAUUGAAGAUAGAAGAUCAAGAAUACGAACUUCAGGCUGUCAUAAGUCAUCAGGGAAGUAGUGCACAUCAUGGUCAUUUUACUUGUGAAGUUUACAGUUCAGAAGACGAUGACUGGCUUUUUUGCAAUGAUGAAGAGGUCACUCUUCGAUCGAGUCGACCUAAUAAACGUAUGCGUCAAGGCUCGAACGAGGUCAUAAUCCAAGCGGAAAAGACUACGAAAUCCAGUAAAGAUGCGUAUAUGUUAGUGUACAAGCGUAAGCGAUCCAGAAGCGAUUUGAUAAACGGACACCAGGCCAUCGCUUCGUCUCACGUUCAACCGCUACCGGUGACAUCCGUAAAGGAUGAGAUGGCGGCAAUGGCCAAAGAGGCGUCGAAUGGAGACGUGCAGUGUCACAAUGGAGACAAGGGUCUAAGCGAUCUCGCUACAGCGAUUUUGCCGCCCGAUGAGGUCAUCGUACCCCGAGACGCCCUCAGCAAGUGGUUCAAGACCACCCAGUUAGAUGAGCUCUCAACUCCACUCGACUUUGAACCUGUCAAAUGCUCUCAUGGCGCUAUCGACCCUAUCAAAACGCCAGAUUGUCGACUGAUUUCGCGGCAAGCUUGGGAUAGAAUCUCAUCCCAUCCAACUCUAGAUAUCUGCGAGACAUGUGUAAAGGAGGGUUUCAACCGACGUCUGGCCGAGAUGGAACAUAGGAACCAAGUCGUUGUAUUUAAUGAACUUAUCGGAGAAGAAGGAGAGUACCUCUUACCUUCUCGGUGGCUCCAGGAUUGGGACAACAGUAUAUGUACACCUCCCGAUCUUCCGAACCAUCCUAAUUACGAACUCUUGUGCGAUCACGGCGAAUUAUUUCCCACACUCCCGAACACCUUGUCAAUAUCAGUGGAAGCGUUACAAUAUCUACGAUCUCUCUUCGAAAAUCUUGAUCUUCCCAGAAUAGACACUCCGAUUUGUCUUGUUUGCGAAGAGAACCGGCCAAGCUCCAAAGUGGUCAAAGUACAUAAUGACGACGUGACGUAUGACCGGAAACUCAAAAGAGAGGUGGACGCGGCACCGAUGAUCUUUGAUGAGGAGUUUUAUGUCCUUCCAGAGGAGUUCUACACUAAUUGGUCGAAUUACAUCAAAGGACAAGCAGGAAAGCCAGUGAUGGAAAGAAUGACAUGCAAACAUGGAGGAUUAGAUAUCGAUCCUACCACUGAAAGCCUGGAGUAUAUUUCGAGCUCGGGUUGGCAGUUUCUAAGUGAGAAAUAUGGCACGCAGUCACCUGUCAUUGUCAAAUUUGGAGCCAACAGACUUGAAGGUGCAUCGACUAGUGUCAUUCAGUUCAGUCCACCCAUAUGCGAUCCAUGUCGCUUGAGAAGG
This is a messenger RNA of Tremella mesenterica DSM 1558, 2319 nucleotides long. RefSeq lists its product as uncharacterized. Gene Ontology annotation, molecular function: cysteine-type deubiquitinase activity; cysteine-type endopeptidase activity. Gene Ontology annotation, cellular component: nucleus; cytosol. The transcript is spliced from 11 exons. Gene Ontology annotation, biological process: protein deubiquitination. The annotation marks the transcript as partial. The record is from RefSeq and is a predicted model, not a curated record. NCBI's taxonomy places the organism in Eukaryota, Fungi, Basidiomycota, Tremellomycetes, Tremellales, Tremellaceae.